This is a messenger RNA of Chionomys nivalis (European snow vole), 2075 nucleotides long. RefSeq names its product glutamyl-tRNA synthetase 2, mitochondrial (gene Ears2). Gene Ontology annotation, molecular function: glutamate-tRNA ligase activity; zinc ion binding; tRNA binding. NCBI's taxonomy places the organism in Eukaryota, Metazoa, Chordata, Mammalia, Rodentia, Cricetidae. Gene Ontology annotation, biological process: glutamyl-tRNA aminoacylation. Bases 403 to 1695 code for a protein of 430 amino acids. The transcript has 9 exons. The record is from RefSeq and is a predicted model, not a curated record.
CUUCCGCAGCCCGGGCCUCGCGCGGUGGCCCUAGGCCACCGCGUGGGACGGCGGGACGCCAGUCUGGGCCCAGAUCCCGGGGCCACGGUGCGAGUUCGCUUCGCUCCCAGCCCCACAGGUAAUCCUGACGGACGUGACGCCCGCGCCGCAGCCCACCGGUCUGUCCCCGCCCCCGAACGUUCCAGAACCAGUCCCUUCCGGUGUCUGCGCGACCCCAUUUUACAGAGACGGAAAUGGAGGACUAAGAUCUGAAGUGAUUCAGGCUUCUUGCACCUGGGUGGCCUCCGUACUGCUCUCUACAACUACAUCUUUGCCAAGAAGCACCAAGGGAGCUUCAUUCUGAGACUGGAGGACACUGAUCAGAGCCGACUGGUACCAAGGGCAGCAGAGAACAUUGAGGACAUGCUGGAGUGGGCAGGCAUCCCACCUGACGAAAGUCCCCGUCGGGGUGGUCCUGCUGGGCCCUACACUCAGUCCCAGCGACUGGCACUGUAUGCCCAGGCCACAGAAGCAUUGCUGAAGUCUGGAGCUGCCUAUCCCUGUUUCUGUUCACCACAGCGGCUGGAGCUCCUGAAGAAGGAAGCCCUGAGGAGCCGGCAGACACCCCGGUAUGACAAUCGGUGCCGGAGCCUGAGCCAGGCACAGGUGGCCCAGAAGCUGGCCGUGGACCCCAAGCCUGCUAUCCGCUUCCGCCUGGAGGAGGCAGCACCAGCCUUCCAGGACCUUGUAUAUGGUUGGACUCAACAUGAAGUGGCCAGUGUGGAGGGGGAUCCAGUUAUUUUGAAGAGUGAUGGCUUCCCCACCUACCACCUAGCCUGUGUGGUGGAUGACCACCACAUGAGCAUCAGCCAUGUGCUGAGGGGCUCUGAGUGGCUCGUCUCCACCUCUAAGCACCUGCUUCUCUACCAGGCUCUGGGCUGGCAACCGCCUCAAUUUGCUCAUCUGCCCCUGCUCCUCAACAGGGAUGGUAGCAAGCUGUCUAAGAGGCAAGGGGACAUUUUCCUGGAACAUUUUGCUGCCUCUGGUUUUCUGCCUGAAGCCUUGCUUGACAUCAUUACCAACUGUGGCUCGGGGUUUGCAGAGAACCAAAUGGGCAGGACCCUGCCGGAGCUGAUAACACAGUUUGACCUGACCCGGAUCACCUGCCACUCAGCCCUGCUGGACCUGGAGAAGCUCCCAGAAUUCAAUAGACUGCACCUCCAACGGCUGGUGAGCAGUGAGACCCGAAGACCUCAGUUGGUGAAGAAGCUUCAGGCCCUGGUGAAGGAGGCAUUCGGGAGCCAACUGCAAGACAAGGAUGUUCUGGACCCAGCAUAUGUGGAGAGGAUCAUCCUGCUGCGACAGGGCCACAUCAGCCGUCUGCAGGAUCUGGUCUCCCCAGUGUACUCCUACUUAUGGACUCGUCCUGCCGUCCACCGAGCACAACUGGGCGUUGACUCAGAAAAGGUGGAUGUGAUUGUCAAACGCUUGCUGGGAGUUUUAGAAACAUCUGGUUUGAGCCUAACUCAGGAUGUGGUGAACAGAGAACUGAAGAAGCUUUCAGAAGGCCUAGAAGGCACCAAGUACAGCAGCGUGAUGAAGCUUCUCCGAAUGACCCUCAGUGGACAGAUGCAAGGACCUCCUGUGGCUGAGAUGAUGGUGUCCUUGGGCGCAAAGGAAGUACAGGAGCGAAUCCAGAAGGUGCUUUCUAGCUAAGGAGAAGAUGAAUAGGAAUAAGGCAGCUCUGAAGGCCUCUACACAUGGAAACUGCAUUCUGAGAUCAGGAGGCCUGGGGCCCAUUUGGACACUUUCAGGAUCAACAGUAAGAGAAACAGACUCUCUGAAUACCCUCAUCAGCUGGCCUUCGGGGAAGCCCAGCCUGCUUCACCUCGCUGAUUCUGGAAAGGAUGAACUUGAACUCAUACCUUAUUAUUAUUUUUUUUUUACCUAUUUUGUUUUUGUUUUCUGAGAUAGGGUUUCUCUGUGUAGGAGUCCUGACUGUUCUAGAACUCACUCUGUAGACCAGGUUGGCCUCAAACUCAGAGAUCUGCUUGCCUCUGCCUCCCAAGUGCCGGGAGUAAAGGUGUGUGCCACUA